Amyelois transitella is the source of this 5680-nucleotide messenger RNA. RefSeq names its product importin subunit beta-1 (gene Fs(2)Ket). The transcript is spliced from 11 exons. The record is from RefSeq and is a predicted model, not a curated record. Lineage: Eukaryota; Metazoa; Arthropoda; Insecta; Lepidoptera; Pyralidae. The coding region runs from base 114 to 2765 and encodes 883 amino acids. Gene Ontology annotation, biological process: protein import into nucleus. Gene Ontology annotation, molecular function: small GTPase binding; nuclear import signal receptor activity. Gene Ontology annotation, cellular component: nucleus; cytoplasm.
UGUGAAGUGAGUGAAGUGAAUGUUCAUGUUCUUUCUUCGUGUGCCGGCUCCAUACAAGUUUUUGGUUUACAGUUAUUAGAAUUAUUGUAUUUAAUUACUGAAAGUGAAACAAAAUGCACACGGAAACUACAAUAACGCUUAUACAAAUAUUGGAAAAGACUAUAUCACCGGAUCGAAAUGAGUUGGAAGCGGCGGAAAAGUACUUGGAUCAGGCAGCAGCCUCAAACUUCACCACCUUCAUCAAAAUGCUGUCUGAUGUAUUGGUGCAGGGUGGCAACAGUCAAGUAGCCCGGAUGGCAGCCGGGCUGCAGCUGAAGAAUCACCUCACCUCUAAAGACCCAACUAUGAAACAACACUACCAACAAAGAUGGCUAGCACUUCCUGAAGACAUUAGAUUAUACAUCAAGAAAAAUAUACUCACAGCAAUAGGUACGGAAAACAGUAGGCCAAGUUCUGCAGCUCAAUGUGUGGCAUAUGUUGCAGUGGCCGAGUUACCAGUAGGCCAGUGGAAUGACUUGAUACCUAUUCUCGUAGAAAAUGUUGUUAAUGCCCAGUCCACAGAACUUAAAAAAGAAGCUACCUUAGAAGCUAUAGGAUACAUUUGCCAAGAUAUUGAUGCGGAAGUACUAACAGAGCAAAGUAACCCAAUCCUCACAGCUAUAAUCCAUGGCAUGCGGUCCACAGAACCAAGUAACCAUGUCCGUUUAGCAGCAACACAAGCUCUUCUUAAUUCUUUAGAGUUCACCAAAGCAAAUUUUGACAAGGAGAAUGAACGCAACUUUAUUAUGGAGGUAGUUUGUGAAGCAACCCAGUCCAGUGAUAUGAGGAUCAGUGUGGCCGCUCUACAAUGUUUAGUCAAGAUUUUAUCCCUUUAUUAUCAAUAUAUGGAACCAUAUAUGGCACAAGCACUUUUCCCCAUCACUCUAGAGGCUAUGAAGUCUGACAUUGAUGAGAUCUCAUUACAAGGUAUUGAGUUUUGGUCUAAUGUCAGUGAUGAAGAAAUUGACCUUGCAAUAGAAGAGGCUGAAGCUGCUGAAGCAGGACGUCCACCAGUAAGAACCUCUAGAUUUUAUGCCAGAGGGGCUUUGCAGUAUCUUGCUCCAGUUCUUAUGCAAAAAUUGACCAAACAAGAUGAUUCUGAUGAUGAACUGGAGUGGAACCCAUCCAAAGCUGCAUCAGUGUGCCUGAUGCUCCUCUCAAACUGUUGUGAAGAUGAGAUUGUACCCCAUGUUCUGCCUUUUAUUCAGUCAAACAUCAAAAACGAAAACUGGCGGUACAGAGAAGCUGCUCUUAUGGCUUUUGGCUCAAUCUUAGGUGGUCUAGAAGCCAGUAUUCUGAAGCCUUUGGUAGAAAAUGCUAUGCCAACACUAAUUGAAGCCAUGUAUGACUCCAGUGUCGCUGUAAGAGAUACAGCCGCAUGGACCUUUGGCAGAAUUUGUGAAAUAGUUCCUGAAGCAGCAAUCAAUGAGACAUACUUGAACCCACUCCUAGAAAGUCUGGUUAAUGGAUUGAAGGCUGAGCCAAGAGUUGCAGCAAAUGUUUGCUGGGCAUUCACUGGCUUGGCUGAAGCUGCAUAUGAGGCUGCUGAAUGUGAUGACUCCAACCAGCCAAAAACAUAUUGCAUGUCAAACUAUUUUGACUUCAUAGUCCAGAGACUACUUGAAACUACAGAUCGCCAAGAUGCGGCUCAACAUAAUUUAAGAUCAGCAGCUUAUGAAGCACUCAUGGAAAUGGUGAAAAACUCACCAAGCGAUUGCUAUGUCACCGUUCAGAAGACUACUAUGGUUAUUUUGGAAAGGCUUCAACAAGUAUUACAAAUGGAAAAUCACAUUUCGAGUCAAGCUGACCGCUCUCAGUUUAAUGAUCUUCAAAGCCUGUUGUGUGCCACUCUUCAGUCUGUGUUACGUAAGGUGACGCCAGAAGACGCCCCUCAGAUAUCUGAUGCCAUUAUGUCAGCUUUACUAACUAUGUUUGCUGGCAAUGCUGGAAAGGCAGGUGGUGUGCAAGAAGAUGCUUUGAUGGCAGUUUCAACAUUAGUGGAGGUUCUUGGAGAAGGUUUCCUGAAGUACAUGGAUGCUUUCAAGAGAUAUUUGUAUGUUGGUUUAAAGAAUCACCAGGAACAUCAAGUGUGUAUAGCUGCCGUUGGUCUCACAGGUGACAUUUGUAGAGCUCUAAAAAGCAAAGUGCUACCAUAUUGUGACGAGAUAAUAUGCCUUUUGUUGGAGAACCUUGGAGACCCAUCCAUUCACAGAUCAGUAAAACCUCAAAUUUUAUCUGUGUUUGGCGAUAUUGCGCUAGGAAUCGGCCCUGAUUUUGCUAAAUAUUUUGAUGUAGUAAUGACUAUGUUGCUGCAGGCUAGCAAUGCCCAAGUUGAUCGUAAUGAUUACGACAUGGUAGAAUAUUUAGGAGAACUCCGAGAGAGUGUUCUUGAAGCAUACACUGGUAUUAUUCAAGGAUUAAAAGGUUCUGGUGGUGAAAUCCGCACGGACGUGGCGCUGGUGGAGCCGCACGUGCCGGCCAUCGUGAGCUUCAUGACGCUGGUGGGCAGCGAGCCCGAGCGCAGCGACGGCCACAUGUCCGUCAUCGCCGGCCUCACGGGCGACUUGUGCACGGUGUUCGGGCACCGCGUGCUGCCGCUGCUGGAGACGAAGCCGCUGCUGGACCUGCUGCAGGCGGCCCGCAAGUCGCGCACGCCGCGCACCAAGAUGCUCGCCAACUGGGCCACCAAGGAGAUCCGCCGGCUCAAGCAGCAGAUCCCCAGCUGAUUUGAGACUCCGCAGCACAACACUGAUGUAACUCAGUUUCAAACAACUUAUUGCUGGUAAACUCGAUAAUAUUGGCAGGUCAUAUCAUGUUAUCAUAAGUCGCCAGGUGCAUAUGCUGCCAUACAAUUAUUAUAUUUUAAUUAAACUACAUUAAAGCUACAAAUAAAAUAAUUAUCCAUUAAGUUAUUUUUAAAUGUUUUUUUUUUAAAGGAAGAACAUUGAUGUAUAAUUUUAUAUUUUUAUGAUAAAAUAUGGCAACAUGCAUGCACCUAUCGCAGCGUUCUUUAAAUUGUUUAGUAUGCCUGACCAUGUUCUAUCCGUAUUGAUCUUGAAAAGUUGAAGCAUUUUUCCUAUUUGGUAUUAUUAAUACAGACAGUGGCUGUGGUAUCUUUACUAUAUGAGAUAAAAGUGAUAAUUUGAAAGAGAGUCGUGUGAAAGAUGAUGUAUGUUAUUAUAGGCAUGCACAUGUGCAAGGGUUUGUGAAUUUUAUAAAUUAUUAUUGUUUUGUAAGUAAUAUGAAAGAUAUUAUGAUCGGCCGAGUAUGAAUGAUAUGAUGAAUGUGUGAACACAGAUGUUUUGUAACUUAGGCAUGUGUCAAUCUUAACGAAAAGUUGGUAUAUUGUAAGAUUCCGUAACGUUUCGAGACUGAGGACGCCAUAUUGGUGACUUAAAUUUUUAUUCAUCACAAAGUAUUUCUUUAUGUUAAUGUAUGUAAUGUUGUUCAAGUUAUCUGGUUGAUCCGCCGUCCGUAAGUUAAUUUUAUUAUACUUAUAUUGUAGAUAUUUAAUUUGAUAUCGACAUUUUUAUUUUAUGAAAUAAGUACAUCAGAUAAUAAAUUUAUAUUUCUACUAAUUCUAUACUUCCCAAUAGAUCCAAUUCCAUAUAAACAAUAUGCUUUAAAAUAACAAAUAAAAAAUUCUUGUGAUGAAUAAAAAAAAGUGUGCCUCUGAUCUCGUUGUUACCUUAAUUGUACAUAUGUAAUUAAAGGUCUCUUAUGUUACAAUGUUGUAGGUAAACUCGUACUGGCUACGGGAAAAUAUGGUAGAAGGGAGUAAAAUACGUAUAGCUUUAAACAUUCAAACCAUAUAAAUUCUUGAACUCGUCGAAUCUUAGUGGUAUUGUUUCUUAUAUUACUGAAAAUUUACCUUUUUUUUUUUCUUUAAAUGUAGACAUGUGUUUCAUCAUGUUUAUUCUUCGCUUAUUUAGUAUAUUUUUACUACGCUUUUAUUAUGAUACUAAUAAAACAUUAGGUCUGUUAAAUCAUAAUAGGGGUAAUAUAAAAUACGAAACCACUUAAUUAAAUCAGAAACGAAUAUCCUAUUACGAUGCAAAUAUUUAGUCGUUCAUAACAAUCAUAACAGAACAUCAAUUUAAUAUUAAAAAUACCUUUUUCGCUUGCGACCGUGGUCUACGAAUAAGCGAAAACCAUAAAAUUGUACAUCUACCCAUGUUUUUCAAAUAACCCAAAAGUGCUAAUUUUGCUCUUAAUAAUUAUAUAAACUUUCGAAUAAAUUAAAACCCCGCCACACUUCAGGUUGUUGGAACUGAUUUAUUUUGUAGGAGUAAAUAACAACGGAAGUCAUCUUACUGCAGAUAUAGACUUUCAAGUCAGAAUAGUCUUCUUGAGACAUUUUGUGAAAAUAGGACAUUGAUAAUUCUAUUCUUCUGAAGCAAUAGACAAUGUCCUCUCCAGAUUCGAAUAUACCUACUUUUAGCGUUAAUAUACUUAACUCCCGCUACUCGUGUACGAAUGUGGCAUUGUUAAAUAUUUUUCGUACACAAUUUUUCUGGAAUUCCGCAAUUGAAUGGAAUCAUGAAAUGCUAAAGGCCUUAAUUAGGUUUAUGAAAUCCACGUACAAGAAAAUUAAAUUCUUUAAUCCAAGAAAUUAAUCCUGUAUUGUGAAAAAAUACUUCCAAGCAAUCGUUGAGGGUGGAUUUAAACUGAACCUGUGUGUGACUUGUAAGUACUGUGUGUAACAGAAAGGGGUUAUCAUAUCGAGUACAACAAACGAGUCACCGGUUACAAAUAGCCUGGUGCCACGUGAAUCCCUAAAAUGAUUUCUUUUAUUUUAAAUUUUAUUUCAUGCAUUCCAUUUUAUUUUAUUAAAACUUGCACAAAGCUAUGCAGUAAACAGUUGUGAGGUCAAUAUCAAACUUAACGAUCACACCUCCAUUGUCUAACGACAUAAAUGUAACAAUUUUAUUCCAUACUAGAGGCCGCCCGCGACCGCUAAAAUCCGGCGGGAACUCCGGGAUAAAAAGUAGCCUAUAUAUUAUUCUGGGUCUUCAGUUCAAUCGGUUCGGUAGUUUUUGCUCACAAACUUUCGUAUUUAUAAUAUUAGUAGGAUUCCAUUUUAAAUAGAAUAUGGAAUAAAAUUGUUACUUUGACAUGAACCAAACCCAUGCUAAUCACUAAAAUUUUCAUUUGUACUAUGUAUAUAUUUAGUAUGUACUAAAUGCUAAAAUACUGCGUGCUUUAAAUUGCAAUAACGUCAUGAAUUAGUAAUAAACUUUCUGUGUCUAGUCUGUGAGCAUCACUGACAGGGAUGAUGUUUGCGCGAUUUAUGCAAGAAUAUUUAUGAGAAGUGUACAUUUUUACUUUUACAGUAUAAUCCGAUAUGUAUGUCGACCAUAUUCGUAGAAUGAUAAUGGUUAGUUCCAAAGUAAUAAAUAUCUAUGCAUACAUUAUAUAUACCUACUUCUAUUAUGUGUGAUAGGAGACUGUAUGAGGACUAGUGCCAUGCCAUGAAAGGUUCUGAAUUAGAAUCAUAGGCAUCAAAUCGAUGAAAAUACCACCCACUUAUCCUGCGUGAAUCAAAAAUCAAUUACAACUAUUUUGUUACGCCUUUAUUCCUUUCGAUUUACAACUACUUUCUGUGUAAACUGUUCUUAUAAUAAUAACACAUUAGAAGUUU